AAGCCGCCGCCGCCGCCGCCGCUUUCCCUCUGAGUUCUUCUGACCCAGAAUCACCACCACAUCACGUUGCACAGAGAGGCACAGAGAGAGAACCAUGGGAGAGAACGGCGAAGCAGUCCGGCUCAAGCUCAAGCUCAAGCUCCGGCCAUCGCCUCCGCCCCCGGCGGCCGCCGCCCUCCUCCGCCGCAGGAACUCGAUCGCCACCUCCGUGGUCGUGCAACCCCUCCCCGCCGCCGCCGCCGCCGCCAAGCCCACCCCCGCCCACUCCCUCAGCUUCCCCAACGGCACCGCCGCCGCCCCGCCCCCGCUCGACCUCUCGGGCCACGCGUUCGCCUCCUACACCUCCCUUAAGGACAUCCUCCCCGCCGUUUCGUCCCCCGCCGGCUCCCCGACCGCCUCGGCCGCCGCCGCCGCCGCCGCCGCGAGCUCGUCCUACGAGAUAUCGAUCCGCAACCGCCUGGUGAACAGGGCCGCCUGGGCCUACCUCCGGCCGAUGUCCGCCUCCCCCGGAUCCGACGGCCCCCACCUCCUCCGCCGCCUCUGGCUCCGCCUCUCCGCCUGCCUCGGGUUCGUCUUCGACCGGAUCGUCCGCUUCUUCUCGCCGCUCCGCUCCGGGAGAUAGCCGCGGCCUCCCGUGACGUCGACGGCGUGGUUUUUUUUUUAUAAUGCUGGCGUCACAGGCAUCGUUCCCCCGACCAAACUGGUACGUAAUAAAAAAAAAUAUUUUUUAUUUUUUUGCGCGUCUUAUUUUUACAUAUCCUCUUAUACCAAAGUACUGUUGAUAAUACUCGAGUCGUAUUCACUCUCUGAUGUCCCAAUACUAAGUUUCAUACAUCAGUUGUAAUCUAUCUUUCUGAUUUUUUU
This is a messenger RNA of Syzygium oleosum, 864 nucleotides long. RefSeq lists its product as uncharacterized. Lineage: Eukaryota; Viridiplantae; Streptophyta; Magnoliopsida; Myrtales; Myrtaceae. The record is from RefSeq and is a predicted model, not a curated record. The coding region runs from base 95 to 622 and encodes 175 amino acids. The transcript has a single exon.